AUGGACAGAGACUGCAUUAUUGCUGGGCUCUUGCAUGACACAGUUGAGGAUACGCCAAUCACUCUCGAGGAGCUUGAGUGCCUUUUUGGCAGGGACGUCAGGAAGAUUGUUGAGGGCGAAACCAAAUUUAGUAAGCUUGCGAAGAAAGUCCAUGGUGACAAAGCCAGUCGCACAGAGGAGGUGAAAAGCGAUAUACCACGGGAAGGAAUGCACAACGGCGUUGGCGAACGCGACAACCCAUGGACGUCUCUUCUCUCGGCCAAUGCCACAGACUUUCUGGCGGAGGAAGAAGAGACACGCACCACACGUCUUUCGGCAUGGCAGAAAGAACGCCAAAAACGGGAAGAAGAGCAGCAAAAACAAGCAGAUAACUUGCGAGCUAUGUUUUUGGCUAUGACUGAGGAUGUCCGCGUUAUUAUUGUCAAACUGGCUGACAGAUUGCACAAUAUGCGAACUCUAAAGCACAUGAGCCCUGCAAAGCAGAAGAAGAUUUCCAAAGAGACGCUUGAGUUUUUCGCACCUCUGGCGCAUCGACUGGGAAUGCGGCGAAUUAAGAGCGAACUUGAAGAGCUGAGUUUUAUGUAUCUGUAUCCCGAAGAAUACCACCAACUCAAAUAUGAGGUUGAGACGAUGCUGCGAAGGUCAAGAUUCGACUACUACCUCAAAUCAGCUGAAGCUGUUGUGAAGGAUGUUCUUGAGCAGGAUCGCAUUUUAUACAACAUGAUUCGAUCGGUAGAAGUCAUCGGAAGCACAAAGGAACUCUACUCAAUCUAUCGGAGAAUGCUCGCAGGCGAAAAUCUAGCUUCAAUGCUAGACAUUGCUACAAUGCGCGUAGUUGUAGACUUGGACCCAGGGGUGGACUGUAACCAAGCUUGCUAUCAUGUUCUCGGACGUAUUCACACCAUGUGGAAACCUCUCCCGAAGAGAUUGAAAGAUUAUAUAGCUUUUCCGAAGCCUAACGGGUACCAGAGUUUACACACUACGGUACUGCUUGGCCAAAAGUUCGAUUUCUUAGCCAUGGAAAUCCAAAUUCGAACAGCAGAAAUGCAUCGCAUAGCCGAAGAAGGCAUAGCAGCGGAAAUAUUCCAGUCUGGAUCAGUAUCGAAAGCAAUUCCGCUCACACAGGAUGAGGAACAGGACGACAACGCUAUAGGCCUCGACGGUGAAUGGCGGCGGCGCACAAAGGGCUGGCUCAUCAGCAUACGUGAGUAUAUCGAAGAAUUUUCUUCUUCCCGGGACCUUGUCGAUGCUGUAAGGAGAGACUUGCUCGGCAAUCGCGUCUUUGUUUUCACACCGAAAGGCCGCAUUGUGGAUUUGCCGAAGGACUCAACGCCAAUAGACGUUGCAUACACGAUCCAUUCAGAUGUGGGUAACAAGAUGAUCGGCGCCAAGGUCAACGGUCGGCUAGUCAAACUGGACUACAAGCUGCAGAACGCAGAUGUCGUGAAAAUCAUUGGUUCGAAUUCAUCUGCGGGGCCCUCGUCAGAGUGGAUUGGAUUCACGAAGUCACGAACAGCACGGCAAAAGAUUCGACAAUUUCUUCGUGCGAGAGAUCGUGACAACAUGCUGGACCGAGGACGUAGAAUACUUGAGGAGGAAGCGCGGUCAUUGCUUGAACCUAUCCCAUCAGAGGCGGCCUUAACAGACAUAUUGCCUCGCCUUUCUGCCAUUGUAACAGCGGCUACCGGAAUGAAGAACAUUGCAACAGUGGACAGUCUGUGUAUCGCAAUUGCCAAGGGAAGUGAAGAGCAAUCUGAAUUUCCGCUGGGACGGACUGUCCUUGGACUCUUGCGAGAUCGAAGACACACGGUCCUCUCUGAGGCAGCUUCUGUGAGCCACCAGCAACAGUCCCCCGCGCAGAAGGCCAGGGCAAAAAGAGUUUGGGAGGGCAAACCAAAGAAAGCGCGAGGCAGUACUAACGAACGGGAAAUAGUUCUUGCGCCAUGCUGCCACCCGAUUCGAGGGGAUGACAUUCUUGGAAUUCAUGUAAAUUGCGGAGAAAGUGACGCCAUAAUUGUUCACCGAGCCCGAUGUGCCCACGUCACCGAUGAACUGAAGAAACAACCAGCCAACCCAAGCCUUGUGAACUUGCGGUGGACCCAAGAGUUUAAGAAGCAAAAGGAAAGCAGCCGCGUCGCCCUUGAGCUAGAGGACAGAAGUACUUUGAAGACAACCAGCGAACGCAAUAGUGCUGGAGGGUCUUUGGAGGGUAUCAAGCCGUCCCAACCGGUAAGGGUGUUGGUAGUUGCAAGAGACUGUGACGGUCUUCUUUCGUACGUUGCUGGAGUGCUUGCCAGCAUGGGUACUUCAAUAAGGCGAGCUGUAACACUGACAGACCCGGACACGCUGGUAGCAACGCUUGCCUUCGAAGUACUUGUCCAAGACUCAUACCAUUUGGGAUGCAUCAUUGAGCGGAUAAAGACAUGUGAAGAAGUAGAGAGCGCUGCCCGCAUAGGGCCACAUGAGAGUGACGAAUACUUCCCGCUUACGCAGUCUCGAUCUCACAACCGAGCCGCAGCUUCCAGUGAAGAGAUCGACGAACCGUCACUCCGCGCCCUCCAGGAAGGCCACCAGGUUCUUCCGACUGAGAUAGAAAUCGAUGGCAUCAAGUCGAAAAACGAAGAAGAAUCAACCUAGUUUUGUGAAUACUUACCAUUAGAGUUAUUAGUUGACCAAAAAGGUCGUGAACAGUUAGUUUGACAAAGAGUCGAACGAAAUGCAAUCCACCUAACAUAGUACGCAUGGGAUAGUUCGUAGUGUAAAAGUGAGAAUCACACACCGGUGCUCCGCUCCAAGGGUCUGCGAGUGACGUAUGCUCCGUGCCAAA
This is a messenger RNA of Chondrus crispus (carragheen), 2827 nucleotides long. RefSeq lists its product as hypothetical. Bases 1 to 2637 code for a protein of 878 amino acids. Gene Ontology annotation, biological process: guanosine tetraphosphate metabolic process. Lineage: Eukaryota; Rhodophyta; Florideophyceae; Gigartinales; Gigartinaceae. The record is from RefSeq and is a predicted model, not a curated record. The transcript has 2 exons.